AUGGCGACCGCGACACCGCUGCCGGACGCUGCGGCGAAUGCGUACGCUGCGGCCGCUGCGGCGGACCCGCGUCUGCCAACGAUCUACCCGAAGCCUGUGACGGUUUUGGUCAUCGGUAUGGCCGGCAGCGGCAAGACGACGCUCAUGCAGCGCCUCGCCGUCUAUGGCGUGGACGCGGGUCUGCGCAAUUACGUGAUCAAUUUGGACCCGGCCGUGCGCAAAACGGGGUACACGGCCAACAUUGACAUUCGCGAUACAGUGGACUACCAACAGGUGAUGAAGGAGUACGGACUGGGCCCGAAUGGCGCGAUCAUGACGUCGCUCAACUUGUUUGCGACGCGGUUCGACCAGGUCGUUGACCUCCUGGCCAAGCGCAGCAGCGACCUCGACUAUGCUCUUGUCGACACGCCCGGGCAAAUUGAAGCCUUUACGUGGUCAGCGUCGGGACAGAUCAUCACCGAGUCACUCGCGUCCACUUUUCCGUCCGUGAUUGUGUACGUGGUGGACACGCCGCGCACUGCGAGCCCCAACACGUUCAUGUCGAACAUGCUGUACGCCUGCAGCAUUUUGUACAAACUGAAGCUGCCGUUCGUGGUCGUGUUCAACAAGAUUGACGUGCUGCGUCACGACUUUGCGACCGAGUGGAUGACAGACUUUGAAGCAUUUCAAAAAGCGCUGGACGACGUGCAGGAUGACAGCUACAUGGGAAGUCUCUCCCGCUCGCUCAGUCUGGUGCUGGAAGAGUUUUACAACAACUUGACGUCCGUCGGCGUGUCGGCUGCCACUGGCGAAGGCAUGCCCGAGUUCUUUGCUGCGGUCGACCAAGCUGCCAAACAGUACGAGAACGAGUACCUGCCGGAUCUCUUGGCGCGCGUGAAGAAGCAGCAGACAAAGAAACACAAGCAAGAAGAAGCUGCACUGUCGAACGUGAUGCAGGACAUGGCAAUCAGCCACGCGAACGCGUCGUCAGCGGCGGCGCCCGUCACAGGCGGCGAGCGCACAGAUUUGUAA
Molecule: messenger RNA, 1011 nt
Organism: Hyaloperonospora brassicae
Lineage: Eukaryota; Oomycota; Peronosporomycetes; Peronosporales; Peronosporaceae
Source: the annotation of a GenBank genome assembly